AUGUUUUCUCAUUCCAAGAUAAAUGUCAAGGAUCCUGUUCUUUUUGAUAUUAGAUUACAUGAUCCAGAAGAUGGUGUUAUCGUUAUGAAAGGACCAGGUGAAUCAGCACCUUCGGUUUUAAUAUCGGGAACUAUUGUUUUAUCAGUAUUGUCACCAAUUUCUAUCAAAGCUUUGAAAUUGUCAUUAAUUGGUAAAUUAUGUUUAAAUAUAUUGGAUGAUCAAAAUCCACACGGAACUAAAAAAUACACAAGGUUCUGUAAAAAUUUCUUCGAACACAAAUGGGACGACUUUAAUUUAGAAAAUUAUUUGCAGAAUAACUUUAAUGAUUUUAGAGAAGAUGCUUCGAACGAUACAGAUUCUAAAAGUGGGAAUUCAAUUGAAUUGAAUAGAAGAUCUAAGUCCUCUGUUUCAUUAAAGAAAUUACCUUCGAAAAAUGAUCAAGGCUAUAGAACUUUUAUUAAGGGAAAUUAUGAAUUCCCGUUUAGUGCAAUUUUACCUGGAUCAUUAACAGAAAGUGUAGAAGGUUUGCCAAAUGCUUCGGUAACUUAUACCUUACGUGCUUGCCUUCAAAAAGCAAAAACUCAUUAUAAUGUUUAUAUUUGUACAAAACAUGUACGUAUAGUACGUACUCUUUGUAGUGAUGUGGUAGAAUUAUCAGAAACUGUUGCGGUUGAUAAUAAAUGGCCUGGUAAAGUUGAGUAUACAAUUUCGGCACCUUCCAAAGCUGUCGCAAUAGGGUCUUCAACUCCAAUCAACAUGCUGCUUGUGCCGCUUUUGAAAGGUUUAAAAUUAGGACCCAUAAAAAUAGCAUUAGUCGAGAGUUCACAGUUUUGUGGAAAUUUUGGAACAAUUAUAAAUCAAGAAAGAAUUGUGACUAAGAUGAAGGUUAAAGAUCCAUUAAAUUAUGCAUCGGAAAAUAUAAAUCCAUCUAAUGAAGAAGAUUCGGAAUUUAAGGAUAGAUGGGAGCUUGAUCUAAAUUUGCCAAUCCCUGCAAGCUUGUCUAAGUGUACUCAAGACUGUUCUAUUCUUAGGAACAUUAAGGUUCGUCAUAAACUUAAGUUUGUGAUACCAUUGAUUAACCCAGACAAACACGUAUCUGAAUUAAGGGCAUCGUUACCUAUCCAACUAUUUGUAUCUCCAUUCAUUCCACUAGCUGUUAGGAAUUUCGAUGAGAGUGAUAUUGACAAACAUCAUCACAAAGAUGUAGAUAUUUCAAUUACAGAUAAAGGUCCGGGCUUUGAUAAUGAUGUGAUAUUUAACAAUUUAACAUCUGACCUAGAUAUCACACAUGCGGGAGCUGCAACAAAUAUCGAUGGAAACGUCCCAAAUUCAAUGGUGGACUUAUUAAGUCCUCCUAACUAUGAUAAGCAUAUUUAUGAUAGAGUCCUUUCGGGAACUGCAUCUGGUGUAAAUACACCGUUGGAAUCUGGCACGCAAACGCCAGUAACUCAGUCUGAGAUGCCUUUUCCAGCAGUCCAUUCUGGUAUCCAAUCUCCAUCGUCGAAUACUGGAAUCAAUUCAUUGUCAGAUAUCAGAUCUAUAAAUAUUCAGAACUUCGAUAAAGCCACUGAUAGAAUCAAUAGAAAUUAUUAUGCUCCUGGAAUUACAAUAAACAAUGGUGAUCUGACAGGAAAUGUACCUGGGAAUACUCAUAUUGCAGGCAGUCCUUUAAAUCCUAAUAUUAUGAGCAAAUCUUUAGGAAAUAUUUCAAGUUUAUUUAGGCCAAAUGAGAUUUCAUCUCCAAAGAAGGAAUGGUCUAAGGACUCUAUAAGUCGAGUUCCAUCAUAUGAUUUUGCGAUGAAGUCAACAACAUUGGAAGAAGAUUUACCACCAGUAUAUCCAAGGAGUGGUAAUGACGUUCAAGUCACUGGGAAGAAACUGAUCAAACCAAAAACUUUAAGGUUGAAAUCAUACACGUCUAUGAUAUUGGGUAAUGAUAGUCAUGCGCAAAGUACUGAAGUUAUAAAGAAAAGUAGCAGCGUCUUGUCUGGGAAUCAAAGUAUGUUUUCUUCGAUGGACCUCAAGUUAGCAGGAGACUCGAUAAAUGUAAAUAGCUCUGCAAAUAGCAUUUCAUCUGGAAUUGUUGGAGGACGUAAGAGUUUAAGUUCGGAGAAGUCCCCUGAAAUUUUACCUAUCAUGGUACCGCCAAAUGAUUUCUCUACUAGGGCGUUACAAUUUCAAGCUGUCCCCUCUAAGACAAGUUCUUUGAAUAAAACUCUUGAUGUUGAAUCCCCUCCAACAAUGACGCCGAUAACUUCACCUCCUAACGAUUUUUCAACAAGGGCAUUACAAUUUCAAGCUACUCCUUCGUAUGAUAAUUUCGAUACCAGUUCUCAAAAUAGGACAUCAUCAGUAAAUGGCCUUUUAGGAUUUUUUGGUCUGAAGGAUAAAAAAUGA
Vanderwaltozyma polyspora DSM 70294 is the source of this 2397-nucleotide messenger RNA. RefSeq names its product Rog3p (gene ROG3). Lineage: Eukaryota; Fungi; Ascomycota; Saccharomycetes; Saccharomycetales; Saccharomycetaceae. Gene Ontology annotation, molecular function: protein-macromolecule adaptor activity; ubiquitin protein ligase binding. Gene Ontology annotation, cellular component: cytosol; cytoplasm; plasma membrane. The transcript has a single exon. The coding region runs from base 1 to 2397 and encodes 798 amino acids. Gene Ontology annotation, biological process: ubiquitin-dependent endocytosis. The record is from RefSeq and is a predicted model, not a curated record.